AUGAUCUCUUUGCUUCCUACAGCUCUGCUGCUGGCCUCGGGCGUCCAGCUCGCCUUCUCUCAGUUCGUGGCUCCGCCAAAGAACUUGACAAGCAAGACAGGCUAUGCAGGCGUCACAGUCCGCUACAAGUCCGUCCCCGCGGGCAUCUGCGAGCAAGACCCCGACGUGAAGAGCUAUGCUGGAUACGCCGACGUGUCGCCUGGUCAACACAUCUUCUGGUGGUUCUUCGAGGCUCGGAACAUGGAUCCCACGACGGCGCCGCUCACCAUCUGGAUCAAUGGCGGGCCGGGCUCGUCUUCUAUGAUCGGUCUGUUUCAAGAGCUGGGACCAUGUCGAAUCAAUCUGGACGGCGACGCGGUGAACAACCCGUACUCGUGGUCCAACGUCUCCAACAUGAUCUUCAUCGACCAGCCCACGCAAGUUGGGCUCAGUUACUCGUCCCCCGUGCCCGGCUAUGAGGACCCGAAUUCCGGAUAUCUGGUUGAACUGCCCGGCAACACCUGUCCAGAAUACGCCAGUGAUUGGUCCUGCGGGACAUACUCAUACUGGAACGAGUCGUUAACGGCGAACAACACGCCCUCGACGGCGCCGAACAUGUGGAAGACGCUGCAGGGAUUCAUGGGCGCAUUCCCGCAAUAUGCGAGAGAAGGAAUCAACUUUGCGACUGAAUCAUAUGGCGGACACUAUGCGCCUCUCAUGUCGGAGUACUUUGAAGAGCAAAAUGCGAAGAACAUCACCGGAGCACACAACAUCCGCCUCGAGCACGUCCUGAUCGGCAACGGCUGGUACGAUCCGUUGAUUCAAUAUCAAGCCUACUACAACUUCACCGUGUUUCCGGGAAAUACCUACAACUACGAUCCGUAUAACCAGACCAUCAAAAAUCAAAUAUACAACAGCCUGUACGGACAUGGAAACUGCUAUGACCAGACGGUGGACUGCAACACGCGCAAAAUCGACGAAAUCUGCACGGCGGCCGACAACUUCUGCUACCAGCAGGUGGAAAACAUGUACGACAUCUACCUGAACCGCGACGAGUACGACGUACGGUACCUGAUGCCGGACCCGUUCCCGCCGACGACUUAUAUCGACUACCUGAAUACGGCGCGUGUGCAGGCCGCCAUCGGCGCGUACGUCAACUACACGGAGAGCAAUGCCGCCGUGGGCAAUGCCUUUGGCGCUACGGGCGACGACGACCGCGAGAUCGGCACCGUCGCGGCCCUCCAAACCCUACUAGCCCAGAACGUUUCGGUGACCAUGUACUUUGGCGACGCCGACUACAACUGCAACUGGCUGGGUGGGCAGGUGGUGGCCGAGCACGUCGCCAGCACCGCAGCAUCGGGGUACAGCAGCGCGGGCUUCAUCAACAUCUCGACCUCCGACGGGAUAGUGCACGGCCAGGUGCGCCAGGCGGGACAAUUCGCGUUCGUGCGCAUCUUCCAGUCCGGGCACGAGGUGCCGUUCUACCAGCCUUUGGUGUCGCUCGAGAUGCUGGAUCGCGUCCUCGCGGACAGAGACAUCGCCACGGGCAAGGCGCCGCUCACGCCCGCCUACAAAACAAAAGGCCCCCUAGUGAGUGCUUAUCGUGAGGGCAACGCCACUAUCCAGUUCGACCUCACUCCCGCUGACGCCAUCUACAACGUCACCACCGCCAUGCCCCAGAACGGGACGAGCAGUAGUGGUGGAGGGGGAGGAGGAGGCGGCGACAAGAAACUCGCAAAGCGCGCGAAAUAUAGUCUCAGACGGGCGAGGAAGAUCAAGAGGGACAAGUUGGGCGGAUGGGCCAAAUGA
This is a messenger RNA of Cladophialophora psammophila CBS 110553, 1788 nucleotides long. Its product is annotated as carboxypeptidase D. Gene Ontology annotation, biological process: proteolysis. Gene Ontology annotation, molecular function: serine-type carboxypeptidase activity. Lineage: Eukaryota; Fungi; Ascomycota; Eurotiomycetes; Chaetothyriales; Herpotrichiellaceae. The record is from RefSeq and is a predicted model, not a curated record. The coding region runs from base 1 to 1788 and encodes 595 amino acids. Gene Ontology annotation, cellular component: fungal-type vacuole. The transcript has 3 exons.